AUGCUGCCUCAUCACACGCACCAAGAUGGUGGUAUUGCAGAUGCGGGAACAGAGUUUUCCUUAGAACAGGACUCAGUCGCACCUCAACUUUCGCGAUCAGCUCAAAGAGGCGCAAGCUCACCACCGGGGUCCAAUAUCCCACGAACUUUUCAGCUGACCAACAGCACCAAUCGAGGUCAAUCAUCGAACCCCCCUGAAGGUGCUGGGACGGGUGCGAAUCGUUCUACUGGAAGGACCAGUCAUCCGCUUCCAAAAGCAAAAAGGACCGUCGAGGUAAAGACUGGCAAUAAGCUACUACGCCUGUUUGGGGUUGAACGUACUUCGGUCCAUGAUCUCCAAGUUAUAACAGUCGACGAGUUCCGUGAUGUUGAGGCUGAGACAAGUUACGAGAAGUACAUCGACUAUCUCCGCAAUGCACCUCCAGAGAAGAAUCCCUUAGGUCAUUUCCGCAAGAUCAGCAGAAUGCUGAUGCCUCAGCGCGCUCUAGCGUCAAAAAAGAGUAGAGAGAACCAGGAUUUCCCUGUCCCUUUCAUUCAAUUCACAGGACUAUACCACGAGGGAGAGGUGAUGUUCUUGCAUGCGGAAUUGUUUCGCAUCAGGUAUCGCCCUCCUAUGCCUGUAUGCUAUGUCGUACAGCAGAUACAAUUGUUGGCAGACGACGGGAACGAGGUUGAGACACUGAAUUCUAAUCCAGGCACUCUAUGCGGUGCCUUAGUCGCGAUCGGCACCGGGAAUAGCCGCCAAAUCAGUACCAUUGGCGGCAUUGUCGAAAGCAAUGAUGAGUAUCUUGCUCUCACCACCAGUCAUGGCUCUCAUGAAGCUAUUGAUGCCUCACCUCAAAUCAAGAGCUUCUUUAUGCCCAAAGCUAGAGUCGACGUCAAACUCAACGAGGAUGAAUAUGGAGAUGAUAUUCCUCCACCGCUCGUGGUAGACACGGGUCAUUUCCACAAAAGACCAAUUAAACAACUACUGGAUAACAAGGCUACCCCUAUUUCGGCUCCUGAUCCUGCCGAUGCCGGUCCUCUAGGCAAGGUCCUACACACAGGAACUGAUUGGUCCUUGCUUCGAUUGGCUGAUCAGCUCGUUCCGCCAAACUGCAUUGAUGAGAGACUAGUGAAGCUGCAUGAACAACCUCUCGAGGACAUUCUGGAUGACGUGGUCUUCUUGAGUCGAGCCGCCCCAGAACCAGAGGCUUGCGAAGUUCUUGUUUAUGGAGGGCGAGGUGGCUUAAACAAGCUUAAUCUUACAAAGAGACCAGCCGAUUUAAUGCUCCCUUCAGGGGUCUGGAUACGACCUUGGAAGGCGAGACAUAAGCCAGCUUUCAGAUGCCAACUACAACGAGGAGAUUCCGGUGCUUGGGUCGUUAGUAUCAACAAACGCACCGCCUAUGGCCAUGUCAUGGCUGUCACACCAGAUGACGUAUUGAUACAACCUCUUGUAGAUAUCUUCCAGGAUAUUCAGAAUCAGCAGAGACUGGACGUCAAGAUAGCAUCUCCAUUUGGGCAACUAGCAAAUCUUUCUAAGCACUACUAUUUCAGCAACGAGCACCGCCUGGCAAUUAGUCUUGCGCGAAAAGCUUUGGAUCCAGGAGUUAUAUCUCAGUCAAUUGAGGGAAAACAAGUGACAGCUAUGCUACAUGGCUUCAUGAAGCAUACUGAUGAAGGGGACAAGUUCCUAUCGAAGUAUUCCAGAAGCCAUCUUGCCGACUUCCUUACAAACUUGAUAAUGUGCACUGGGCGAAACAUCGAUCUUAUUCGCUCCCCUAAAUGGACGGAUGAUUGGAAAACUUUGUUUGGUACUCCGAUGAACAUGAUAGAAUAUGUCAACUAUCUGAAAGACGCCGGAGGCUUGGCGACACUUGACGAAAUUCAGGCGGCGUCAAGUCAGAGGACGAUUUUAGAUCAAGGUUCUCAAAGAAGAAGUCCCCAAGUCAAGGACAUCGAAGCGCAAAGACGACACCAGAACAGAGCUUCAAUGGCGCCAAAAAAGAUCAUAAAGCGAGCGUAUGACUGGAUCUCUAGCCUUUUCAACCAUUCCGAAAUGCAGUUCACAAUGGUCGGACUACCAGGUUGCGGUAAAUCAGAUCUCCUGCGUGACAUCUCCCACCACGAUUCAGCCACGGCCCCAAUGUCCGCCGUCGGUUUCAGCACCACACGUGUACAACGAAACGGCAUCGUUGCGAAGAUCUGGGAUCUCAGUGAAGAUGUGGAGUGGCGACUGAACUGGCCAAGGUACUCACGAGGAGUCGACGGCGUCGUGUUUGUAGUAGAUACAGGAGAUUCAGAGCUUUUACCUCACGUUCGUCAACAGAUUCUGAUGCUCAUGAGCCAGCCCGCGCUUUCUGGUGUCUCACUCAUAAUAUUCGGGAAUAAUUAUAGCGGCCACAGAAGACUGACGACCGAGGAGUUGAAAUUGAAGUUGGAUUCGGACCAUAUAAUGAACGGUCUGCGUGUUGAUUUAUGGGUUGGUGAUGGAGCGAAUUUUGAUGAGUUUCUUGACUUCUUGUUAAAUAGGAGAAAGGAAUAA
Messenger RNA from Fusarium proliferatum ET1, 2526 nucleotides. RefSeq lists its product as uncharacterized. The record is from RefSeq and is a predicted model, not a curated record. NCBI's taxonomy places the organism in Eukaryota, Fungi, Ascomycota, Sordariomycetes, Hypocreales, Nectriaceae. Gene Ontology annotation, cellular component: lysosomal membrane. The transcript is spliced from 2 exons. The coding region runs from base 1 to 2526 and encodes 841 amino acids. Gene Ontology annotation, molecular function: GTP binding; GTPase activity.